Messenger RNA from Capsella rubella, 3275 nucleotides. Its product is annotated as protein SMAX1-LIKE 5. The record is from RefSeq and is a predicted model, not a curated record. Bases 1 to 3132 code for a protein of 1043 amino acids. NCBI's taxonomy places the organism in Eukaryota, Viridiplantae, Streptophyta, Magnoliopsida, Brassicales, Brassicaceae. The transcript has 4 exons.
AUGCGAACAGGUGGUUAUACGAUUCAACAGACACUCACUACAGAGGCUGCUUCUGUUUUGAAGCACUCUCUCACUUUAGCUAGGAGAAGAGGCCAUGCUCAGGUCACUCCUCUCCAUGUCGCAGCUACAUUAUUGUCAUCAAGGACAAGUCUACUGAGAAGGGCUUGCAUUAAAUCUCACCCUGGUUUUUCAACUAAUUACCAGUUCGCCCCUUCUCGUCUCCAUCAUCAUCAUCACCAUAACCAAAACCAUCCUCUUCAGUGCAGAGCUCUCGAGCUAUGUUUCAAUGUCGCACUCAACAGGCUUCCCACUGUUCCUGGUCCUAUGUUCCAUGGUCAGCCUUCUCUCGCAAACGCUCUUGUUGCUGCACUCAAAAGAGCUCAAGCUCACCAACGAAGAGGCUGUAUCGAGCAACAACAACAACAGCAAACGCAAACGCAGCCUCAAACGCAACAAACGCAGCUUCUUGCUGUCAAGGUGGAGCUCGAACAGUUAGUCAUAUCCAUUCUUGAUGACCCGAGCGUGAGUCGGGUCAUGAGAGAAGCUGGAUUUAACAGCACCGCCGUGAAAAACUGCGUCGAAGACUGCUCCGUUUCCUCCGUCUUCUACGGCGGCUCCGUCGUCGGAGUUUUCUCUUCUCCAAACUCUCCCGAUCAACAACAACACCACCACCACAACAACAUCAACCGAUUUCAACACUACCAAAACCCUAAAGAUUUCAACUUUUUAAACCCUAACUUCCCUCUAUGGCAAACCCAUUUCUUAAACCAAUCUCCCGACCAAAACCCACUUCUAAUCUCCUCCUCAUCUUCUCAUCAUCAUCAUCAACAGCGCCUGAGAGAAAUCGAUCUGAAACUCGUCGUUGAUGUUCUUCUGAGGAAAAAAACGAAGAAGAGGAACCCAGUGAUCGUCGGAGACUCAGUUGCGUUCACUGAAGGUUUCGUCUCAGAGCUAAUGGCAAAGCUAGAGAGAGGAGAAAUCGAUCAGACUGGUGAUUUAAAGCAAACACAUUUCGUAAAGUUUCAGUUUUCACCAAUGGCGUCCAAGUUUAUGAGGAGAGAAGACGUAGAGACGAACAUAAAGGAGUUAAGGAAGAAAGUUAUUUCUCUCACGACGAGUGGCAAAAAUGUCAUUAUCUUCGCUGGUGACUUAAAGUGGACAGUCAAAGAGAUUACCAACAACAACAAUGGUGGAAUCGAUGAGAUUUCUUCAUCUUACAGUCCAUUGGAUCAUAUGGUUGAAGAAAUGGGAAAACUAAUCGCUGAGUUUAACGACGAAUUAGACGAUGAUGAUGAUUGCAAAAUCCGAAGGGUUUGGGUAAUGGGAACAGCUUCGUUUCAGACAUACAUGAGAUGUCAAAUGAGACAACCUUCGCUAGAAACACUGUGGGCACUUCAUCCUGUCUCUGUCCCUUCGUCUGCUAAUCUUGGCUUAAGCCUUCAUGCGACAAGUGGACAUGAGGCACGGAACAUGACUAGUGUUAAUGCAACAAGGUCCUUUUCUGGUUAUAAUAAAGCUGAGGAAGAAGACACAAUAAGCUCUGUUCUGAGUUGUUGCCCUGAGUGUGUUACUAGCUUUGAGAGGGAAGCAAAAGCCCUUAAAGCUAACCAAGAAAAGCUCUUGCCUUCUUGGCUUCAAUCUCAUGAUGCAGACAAUUCUUCACAGAGGGAAGAGUUAAUUGCACUGAGGAGAAAAUGGAACAAGUUUUGUGAAACUCUACAUAGUCAGACAGGACAAUUGAGCAUGAUGGGAAAAAACUAUCCCUAUGGUUUACCUUAUGGAUCAUCAAAUGAGUCUUCUAAAUCUGUUUCUCUCAUUGAUUCGUUGGGUUUAAAGCCGAACCAGCGAAGUACAAACUCGAUUGCCAAAUUCAGACGUCAGAACUCUUGCACUCUUGAGUUUGAUUUGGGUGGAAAUGAAUAUGAGAAGGGUGAGUCAAUCAAUGAAGCUGAAGUUGACAAGGGAAACGAGACGAUCACUCUCGAUUUGGGGAGUUCUCUGUUUCGAUCAGAUUCCUUAACAGAGACGAGAAGGCAGAUCAGUGCUUUGGUUAAAGCUUUGGAGGAGAGUAUUCCAGGUCAAACUGUGACAUUGCGUCUAAUUGCUGAGAGUUUAAUAGAUUGCGUGUCAAAGAAGAAAGACAGUUGGAUCAUGAUCGAGGGCAGGGACACAGCAGGGAAGAGGAGAUUAGCUCGUACUGUAUCUGAAUCUGUAUUCGGAUCUUUCGAGUCUCUGGUUCAUAUUGACCUUAAGAAGAAAGGCAACGAGUCAAAGGCCAGCUCGGAAACGCUACUUGCUUGCGGAUUAGAGAACCAUGACAAGGUUGUCUUCUUGAUUGAAGACAUUGAUCUGGCGGAUUCUCGUUUCUUGAAACUCCUUGCUGAUCGGUUUGAGGAGAAACGAAGGAUCAAAGCUGGUAUUGAUCAUCGCCAAGUGAUCUUUAUUUUGACAAAGGAGGAUUCGAACAACGCGAGAAACAUAGACUCUGUUUUGCAAAUUGGUUUGGAGAUCACGGCACAGAGUCCGGGAAAGAAGAGAAAACCCGAGUCGGAUAUCUCGGUUAGGGAGGGGAAGAAUUCUAAAGCCGGAGAGAUAGAGAAUCGGUUUUGGAUUAAGAAGGAAGUAUGCUCGAGUAUCAAUAGCUCUUACCUGGACCUGAACAUAAAAGCUGAAGAAGAAGAAGGUGAGAUCAGUCCAAUCACAAGCGAUUUAACCGGAGAGGAGGAGGAUACGGAGUUCUCUUGCAGCAACUUUCUGAACCGGAUUCAAAACCGGUUUGUCCUAAACCGGUCAUGUGAACCAGGAAUCGAGAAGGCGAUGAUAACAGCAGCUUUCAGGGAGGUAUUUCCAGAUGGGGAAGAGAGAGGCGGGAUUAGGUUUAGCGUGGAGGAGAGGUUAGCGGAGGAGCUGUGCAGCGGCGGCUGCUACGUUCGAAACGGUGCGUUUGAAAGUUGGUUAAAGGAGGUAUUUCAAACGGGGUUACUAACGGUUAAAAAGGGCGGGGAAAAGGAUACGGGUGUAAUUAGGAUGGUGUUUGGGGGUAUAGUUGACAACAAAGGAUAUGGUGGGGGUGUUGGUGGGUACAUGGGUACAUUUCUUCCGAACAAAGUCCAAGUUUCCAAGUUCGAGUAGACCAUCUUUCGUUUUUUAUUGUUUUUAUUUUGUUCUUUUCCUUUUUUCAAUAUGUAAAAUUUCCAUUACUAAUGUGGGGGUUUGACUGGUGUAACUCGUUUUUUUCUUCUUUUCCGAAUGUAAUAUAAAUGCGUUUUAAUUUU